This is a messenger RNA of Thrips palmi, 1167 nucleotides long. RefSeq names its product carboxypeptidase B-like. The record is from RefSeq and is a predicted model, not a curated record. NCBI's taxonomy places the organism in Eukaryota, Metazoa, Arthropoda, Insecta, Thysanoptera, Thripidae. The coding region runs from base 19 to 1083 and encodes 354 amino acids. Gene Ontology annotation, biological process: proteolysis. Gene Ontology annotation, molecular function: metallocarboxypeptidase activity; zinc ion binding. The transcript is spliced from 8 exons.
CGUCCCCCUCGCACACGUAUGUACGUCAAGAGGACAUCUGGAGCAACGAUGACGCCGACAGUCGCACGUUUCAGCCUCCUUUCCGUAGUCUUGCUCACGGCACUACGGGCGGGAUUGCCCACUAAUGUCAGGCGUGCUGUUGCAGCAGGACAAGUUACCUUCACCGAGUAUAUGUCAUACACAGAGGUUGUGGCGUACCUGCGCGCCCUGAAGGAGCGCUACCCCAAGCUGGUGACGGUGGGCAGCGUGGGCCGGUCCGUGGAGGGCCGAGAGAUCUACUACGCGCGCGUGUCGUCUGGCGGCGCCAACAACCCCAUCAUGCUGGUGGACGCGUUGAUGCACGCCCGCGAGUGGAUCACGCUUCCGCCUGUGCUGUACUUCCUGGAGACCCUGGUGCAGGACGCCACACUGCGGGCCGGCCUGGACGUGGUCGUCGUGCCCAUUCUGAACCCGGACGGCUACGAGUACUCCAGGACGAAGGACCGCCUGUGGCGUAAAAAUCGCGGUGCUACCAGCAACAAGACCUGCGUUGGAGUUGACCUCAACCGUAACUUCGACUACCACUGGGCUGACUUUAGGUCGAACAACGGGGCGAGCAGUGACCCAUGCGAGCUGACUUAUGCUGGUCCGAAGGCUGCGUCCGAGCCAGAGACAAUCAGUUACCAGAAUUUCGUCCGCAAUCUGAACGCGGGAAAGAGAGUCAAGAUGUACGUCAACCUACACAAUCCGGAGCAGUCGAUCUACAUUCCGUGGGGCUACUCUUCGACGGCUCCGAAGGUGCCGGAUACCGCGCAAUUGACGACAAUCGCCAAAGAAGCUAACAGCGCCCUUGUCGCUGCCGGUGCCAGAGCCUUCACAGUCGAAACCAUGGCAGCCGACUAUCCUGCGACAGGCACGGUGUCCGACUGGGUGCGUGGCGUGGCCGGAGUGGCACAGUCGUUCUGCAUGGAGCUGCCGGCAGGAGGGCCCGACAAGCAACAAGGUUUCGCCGUGCCGCCAUCCAGCAUCCUUCCAAUUUCAAAGGAGGUGCUGGGAGCGAUGAAAGUUUUUGUCAAGUACACCACAAAGCCGCUGUCACAGUGAUGAGAACGGUGGUCUAGCUACGCUCAAAGCACCUGAUGUUGAUGUCAAUUAUACUGUCCUGAUUAAAGAUUAAGUUUAUCAAAG